Molecule: messenger RNA, 1250 nt
Organism: Salvia miltiorrhiza (redroot sage)
Lineage: Eukaryota; Viridiplantae; Streptophyta; Magnoliopsida; Lamiales; Lamiaceae
Product: SNF1-related protein kinase regulatory subunit beta-3-like
Exons: 3
Coding region: 575-916 (113 amino acids)
Molecular function (GO): protein binding
Source: RefSeq, a predicted model, not a curated record
AUACGCGAAGCCAAAUAAAUGGGAUUUUUUCUCGUAAACGGAGACAUUGAGAUUUCAUACAUAAUCAGUGCACAAAUGAUUCUUGAGAAUCUAUUAGCGGAUUCCACUUGGUAAGAAGCUUUCUAUUACAGAUUUUAUUUUAUUUGUAAUUCAUAUGCAAUCUCUUGAUUUCCUUUUUCCUCUCAUUCCUUUGUAUUUUUUUGUUUGAAAUCUAACUUCUUCUUUUGCUCUUUCCCUCACCCCUUUUUGGUUGGUUGAGGGGGUUGAAAUUUUAUGCACAGAAUGAAGCUACUCUUCCUGAAUUUGUUAUUUGCUAUGUUUAAAUGGCUUCUUUAGUUUUCCCCUCUUUCUUCCUUAAUUUUUUUUAUUGAAUUUCUCGACAUCUGGGCAUUUUUGCUGAGAGGGCUUCCUCAAUUGUGAGAAUUUAUAAUGGGAUGGCUUACAAAAGCUUUAAUUUUUAUUCCUAUUCUGCAUUUAUUAUUGAGAGCAGAAGUUGAUUGUUUGUAGCAGUUGAUCGCGAAUCGAAGCGGCCGAGCCUAGUUUUCUCAGGCUCUGCGGUUUCUGUUAAGAUACAAUGAACAAUCAAUAUGGAGAAGAUCAAGAUCGAGUGAAUGUUGCUGGAUUUGAUGUCCCUAAUUCACCAGAAGCAAGUUACAACAAUGUCUACCCUGGAAGGGACGAUGACGGGCGAGAACCACCCAUGCUACCGCCCCACCUGCAGCACACCUUGUUAAAUUAUAAAAGGAAUAGUGAUCCCUGUGCAUCAUCCCUCCCAUCGCCACAGAAUGUCACUCUAAAUCAUCUCUACAUUGAGAACAGAGAGCCUCCAAGAUCGGUGGUCGCGCUCGGUGUUUCCCAUCGCUUUCGUUCAAAAUUUGUCACUGUGGUGCUCUAUAAACCUGUUCCAAGGAGGUGAAAAAGGCGGCAGGUGAUUUGCAUGAUGACUUCUCGUUCUUUUGCUCGUUCCUGUAUCUGCGUUGAUUAUAGCGUGCUAUUCCCGUAGAAGCUGCCUGCUAUGCCCUGAUUCCUCUCUUUUCCGUAUAUAUAUACUUAUUUACCAAAGGACACAUGCUGAACUUAUGAAUUCAUUUGUCUAGUUGCUUGCUCAAGCUUCGCUGUCUUUUUCUGGUUUAUUUUUGCCUUACAUAAUAUACAUAGAGAUCAUAUUUGUUGAUAAGUUAAACUCGAAAUGUUAUUGUCGUGUAUUUGUGAAUGAUCAGGAAUCUAAUGUGAUGCAUCUUUUUCUUUUA